AUGUUCCCUGGCCAUCCAGAUUAUAUCCUCUGCAAAGAGACCCAACAUGACCAAAAUGAUGUCAUUGACACUAGCUUCCCUACUCAAAUGGUGGCUAUAGAUCUUUGCUGCCUGUUAUUUUUGAAGGAGGCAACUCACGUUGGGGAUCCAGUGCCCACCGUCAUUGAAUGGACCAAAUUUCCGUCCAAGGCGGGCACCUUACCCUGGUUGACUCACAUCCAAUCAAUGCACUGGAAGGAAUUCCGCCAGGCUGCCUUAGUCUUCUUGUCUCAAAAUUGUGCAAACCUCUUCCCCGCGAUGCAAAAGGCCAACAACGCAAAGGAAAUACGCUGGUUUGGCUCAAUCUCCAACAUUCCAAGAUACCAACCUCCUCAUGGAAUUCUGCUCCAAGGUCACCUCAACUUCUUGGGAUUUGGUGCGGCAGCAUAUGCAGCUUACCCGGCAGAAGUCAAGAUCAGUUUGAUUAUGAACAACCUGUGUAAUGAUCCCUCAGGCAAUAUCAAGUACUCGUGGACUUUGGCUGAGGAUCACAUCAAGGUGUUAGCCUUGAUGUUGCUUGCCCAAUCGUACAAGAGGACCCUGGCCUCCAUGGCGAAUUCCGGCAAUGUAGAUGAGUUGGAAUCAUCGUUGGAUUCCUGCGAAAUGGACCUGGCGGUUGUGGCCUUCCCAGGGAAUCGUUUUGGUACCUCGGAAGAUCUGAUUGAUGAACGGGUCAAGCAUCAAAGAAACAACCCAAUCACCCCCUUGUACAGCGGCAGCGACAUUGAAUUUGCGGAUCUUCCCAAGAAGUUAUUUAGUCCGGAACUUCCAGACGGUCUUGAAGAUAAAACCACCAACUCCAGACUGUUGGCAAGAGUCCCCAGGACUCCCAUGGGGCCACCACGACGCGACAUGGACCAAAUGUCGAUGAAGACCUUUCUUUGGGUAGCCAACAUCUCCGAUGACGACUUGGAGACUUGCAAGCUACUCAAGAAGCACCAAAUCACGCAUUGGUCUUUCUUCCGGAGCUCAGACGAGGACGAUCUGGUUUCCCUUGGUUUUGCGGUUGGUCCAGCACGAUCACUCUGGGAGGGAGUGCCAAGAUUGGAGGAGUACGCGGAUGAAAUCAAGCGUACCCAUGACGUUGCUACCCCAUCACAAAUCAAUCAGAUGGAAUCCUGA
Messenger RNA from Puccinia triticina, 1161 nucleotides. RefSeq lists its product as uncharacterized. NCBI's taxonomy places the organism in Eukaryota, Fungi, Basidiomycota, Pucciniomycetes, Pucciniales, Pucciniaceae. Bases 1 to 1161 code for a protein of 386 amino acids. The record is from RefSeq and is a predicted model, not a curated record. The transcript has 2 exons.